AUUAAAUGUUACAUGUUUGUAACUUUAUUUUAAAAGAUCAUAUACAAACAUAUGCUCUAUUCUUAAAAUUAUAAUUGUUACAUUACUAAUAAUUGUUCAAAUGCAUAGUAGUAUAAGAUAUUAAUAUAAGAUAUUAAUACAAUUGUAAUUACCUUCGCAUUGAAAAUGCGGAAGGUAAUGUUUUGAUCGCCGUGUAUUUAUUUAUUUAUAUGCGUGUUAUUCGCAUAAGUAAAAAAGUAUUAAACAGAAUCGCAUGAAAUUUGGUGGGAUGAUUGGUUAUUAUCCGGGGACCAUUUGAUUCGAUUUUGGGAUCGAUCGGUCAAAGGUCAAGGUCAUGAAAAGGUCAAAAUCUUCUUUUUACCAUUCUUAAAAUUAUAAUUGUUACAUUACUAAUGAUUGUUCAAAUGCAUAGUAGUAUUAAGAGCAUAUUAUUUCAUACAUACAUUAAUUUCUAUCCAAUUGGCAUGCAACUAAUGCCAAAAUGUUCAGAAUUCAAUGCCCAAUCUUGUGAUAUGCGCUCUACCGAGUGCUCGUUCUAGUUCACUAAUGAUUUUCAAGCUGAAUUAUACUGAUUAUUAUAUUUUCUAUUUAUUUAUUUAGAUUUCUUCUCGUGUUAAUAAUCAAAGGUACUACUUAUAUUCCAGUAGAGGUUACAACUAUGCGUCCUGCAUAUCCCGCCCUUAACUCUUUGGCCGCUCCAAUAGUGUCAUUCUCGCUAUGUGCCUCAGGGGAACGACCUAUUGUUACCAUGCUGCUGCUAAAGGGCAAAUCCUCAGCUGUUCCACAACUGUCAGCUGCAGACAAAGAGCAAUGGGAAUCGUCGGUAGAUUCACGGUGACCCUGGCAUUAUCCGGCUCCUCUUUCUCCUCUGGCUUGCAUGUCAUCAUAAUGGACUUGAACUGUGUCACACGUCCGUCUGCUAUCUAUAGAGUCUGUUCUCAGAGCUGAGAGAAAACUCUGGAUAGGAGGUGCUCCGUCUCACUGGCAGCAUGCGGUAAAACACCACUGAUGUGCAGUCCUGUGAUCUGGAUCAACGCUUUUCUAGCUGUGAUUGGCAUUUUAGAUGGAUAUGUAAUGAAGAUCAAAGGCACGGAGGUGAUGGAGUCCAACAGCUGCCCGAGCUCCAGCCAGCAGCCGGGACACUGUGAGCCACCGGGCAGCGUGAGGGUCAGCAUCGACGACCGCUCCUUCAAUGUGGAGAAAACCGUUCUGUCUGAGAACUGCGAGUACUUCAGAGCAUUGUUCCAGUCCGGAAUGAGAGACUGCCAACAGGAAGAGAUCCGCCUGCAGUGUGUCGGGGUCCUGGGCUUCCUGGUCAUGCUGCGGGUCCUGGGCGGGGAGUGCCCCGUGCUGACCGGUGACCAGAUCGUGGAAGCCAUCGAGUGUACGGCUUUUCUGCAGGUGCCGGCUCUCACCAAGCACUUGAGCUAUAUCGUCAAUUCCGAAAACUGCCUGCUCAUGUACCACACGGCCGCCACAUACGGUGUGUGGGAGCUCUCCCACAGUUCAGCCUUAUUCAUCAGAGACAUGUACAGUGAUCUGAAGGAGGAUGUUCACACCUUACCCAACAAGCUGGUGGAGUACAUCGAGUCCCUUCUCCCCAGUAGCUACAUGGCGGUAUGCAGCCACUCGCCGUCCACCGAGCGGCUGCCGGACCACCAGAGGACCGUCUGCUACCUGGACGAAGACAACAGCGAGUGGAAGGUCCUGACCCAUCUACCUGUGAGCACGAGCACCACGAUGGCAGGCGUGGUCGUCCUGGACAACAAACUGUACAUCGUCGGAGGAGUGCACGAUGUCAGCAAGAAGGUGGUGGAGAAGGGUUACUGUUACAACCCUGCAGCAAACACGUGGUCCACCAUCUGCGGCUCCCAGCAGCUACGCUACAACUUCACUCUGAUCGGUCACGAGGGUUUCCUCUACGCCGUGGGAGGCGAGUUCAACGCGAAGGCCCUGUCGUCUGUGGAAAGAUACAGCGUGUCGGAAGGAAGCUGGGGGUUCGUCUCCUCCCUCCCCUGCCCUGCAGCCAUGGUGGUGUCGACGAUAGCCAUGAACAGGAUCUUUAUCUGUCUCUGGAGAGGUCAGGGGGCCUCCGAUAUACACGAGUAUGUGUCUGAACGGGACCAGUGGCUUCUGGUCACCACGCUCAUCCGUGAGCACAGUUAUGGUCUUUAUAUGGUGGCCCAUGAAGACAAUCUGUACGUGACGCGCAAUGGACCCCGUGAUGACUUUUUACUGUGUGUGAUGGACCGCUUCAACCUGAGCUCAGGCCAGUGGACGGCCAUGUCGGGCCAGUACGGGAACAGCAAAGGCUCUCUGCUCACUGCCGUGGUCAGGGGAGACUCUGUUUUCACACUCAGCCGGAAGGUGACCACAGAGUUUACGGUAGAAGACGACAAAUGGAGAGUGAAGCGAGAGAUGAAAGGUUUUGGCAGGAUUGGAUCUAUAUAUACAUUUCUGAUGAGGCUGCCUAUAGCCCCCGUCUUCACCGUGGGAAACCCUGUGGAUCAGGUCCAGAACGUCAGAGAAUUCCUCAGAUUCUCCCCACAGCGCUCUGUUUACAGAUGGAGUUCCUGUGUUCCCAUAGAAUGGGGGGGGUUCAUCUUUAUGCAUCUGCUAAACUGUCGACAACCAACUGCUGUACAUCAUUGGAGGAAUAGCACAGAGGUUGCAUUGCACACCGCAAUGAUUUGGUAAUGUUGAGAGUGGGAACCAGUCCCUAGUGGACACUGCUCCUGUUUUCACAGAAAACAAGUCGAAGAGUUGUUUCCCAGAUGGAUUAACUCUAGGAAACAAGGUCAAAUGAGGCCAGAACACAGAGGAGAGCACCGAGUUGAAUACAAAUAUAAACCUGCUAAUAGCAUUUAUGAAUGAUAAUGAAAGAAAAACACUGCCUUUGUGAAUUUUAAAACACUCAUUCGGGUCUGUUUUGCUUAUAAUUUUCAUUCUAUUUAAUCUCCUUCGUUACUCGACUGUAUAUUUUUGAUUGUAGUGUUUUUAACUUUCGGGGUUUAUUCAUAAAUCAUUUAUUAAUUUAAA
Molecule: messenger RNA, 3039 nt
Organism: Pseudoliparis swirei
Lineage: Eukaryota; Metazoa; Chordata; Actinopteri; Perciformes; Liparidae
Gene: kbtbd13a
Product: kelch repeat and BTB domain containing 13a
Exons: 2
Coding region: 1009-2697 (562 amino acids)
Molecular function (GO): protein binding
Source: RefSeq, a predicted model, not a curated record